Messenger RNA from Solenopsis invicta (red fire ant), 2698 nucleotides. Its product is annotated as putative sodium-dependent multivitamin transporter. Gene Ontology annotation, molecular function: symporter activity. The transcript is spliced from 8 exons. Gene Ontology annotation, biological process: transmembrane transport; sodium ion transport. The coding region runs from base 1 to 1794 and encodes 597 amino acids. Gene Ontology annotation, cellular component: membrane. The record is from RefSeq and is a predicted model, not a curated record. NCBI's taxonomy places the organism in Eukaryota, Metazoa, Arthropoda, Insecta, Hymenoptera, Formicidae.
AUGGCGGAAAUGAACACCUUAGGAUGGAUCGACUAUCUGGUUAUAGCGGUGAUGUUGUGCAUUAGUGCUGGAAUUGGUAUUUAUUACAGGUUCAGUGGGGGGCGUCAAAAAACUACGGAGGAAUACUUCAUUGCGAGUCGAUCCAUGAGCAUUAUGCCAGUCGCAAUCGCUCUGGUGGUCUCCUUCAUGUCUGCCGUUACACUGCUCGGUGUGUCCGCUGAGAAUUACACAUACGGGACGCAAUUUGUUGUAAUAAAUUUAUCGUAUCUAAUUGGCACGCCGAUUGUGUGCUACGGAUUUCUUCCAGUAUUCUAUAAAUUGCAAGCGACAAGUGCCUACGAGUACUUAGAAAAGCGUUUUGGUGUAAAAGUUAGGAUGAUGGCUAGCUUUAUUUAUUGGGUUCAACUGCUUUUGUACUCAGGAGUGGUACUUUAUGCUCCUUCUCUAGCCUUGGAAGCGACCACAGGAAUGUCUAAGACUGCCAGCAUAAUUAUUAUCGGCCUUGUAUGCGCCUUCUAUUCAAGCAUAGGUGGCAUUAAAGCAGUGUUGAUAACGGACGUAUUUCAAGGCUUGCUUAUGUUCGCCUCCGUAUUCUUAAUUAUUGGUAUAGCCGCAAACGAUGUUGGAGGAUUGGGACAGAUCUGGGAAAUUGCGAGGCAGGGGCAUCGGUUGGAAUUUGACAGCAUUGAUCUGGAUCCAACGGUGAGGCAUACCUGGUGGUCUCUCAAUUUGGGUGGUUUAUGUACAUUUUUAUCACUUUACGGAGUGAACCAAGUACAAAUACAGCGUACGUUAACUCUGAGAAAUAUGAAGGAUUCGCAAACUGCCAUGUGGUUGUCGUGGCCCAUUCUGACACUUCUAUCGUUCACAACUUGCUUCUCAGGAUUGGCCAUAUACAGCAAAUAUCAUAAAUGCGAUCCAUUUCUUCAGAAAAGAAUUACUUCACCUGAUAUGCUCAUGCCACUGUUUGUUAUGGACACAAUGUCCAAGAUGCCUGGUUUACCAGGUCUCUUCGUUGCAGGUAUUUUUAGCGCAGGCCUCAGCACUAUUUCUGCGGCGUUAAAUUCUCUUGCAGCAGUGACAUUGGAAGACUAUUUGAAACCCAUAUAUAAAAAAUUCGGGGGAUACGAAUUCUCUCCUACAAGAUCAACCUCUAUUGCUAAAGUGCUCGCUUUUACAUUUGGUAUUAUUUCCAUCGCGCUGGCGUUUUUAGCACAAUUUUUGGGCGGAUUACUUCAGGCUUCCUUAACUAUUUUCGGAGUAGUCGGAGGUCCACUAUUAGCCAUUUUUACGCUUGGCAUGGGAACGGAAUCUGCAACAGAAGGCGGUACAAUAGUCGGUGCUCUCACGGCGUUCUCGUUUUUAUUUUGGAUCGUCUUCGGUCAACCACGUCCGAUGCCACCUAAAUUGCCGACAACUAUCGAAGGCUGUAGUGAUACUAUUGCAAACAUAACAAUGUCGGCAUUGCAAAACGUUACGAGUUUCUCCAGAAGCACCGGCGACAGUUCGUACUUCUAUUUGUAUCGUAUUUCGUAUAUGUGGUACUCUCCCCUAGGAUUCUUAAUUACAUUUAUACUUGGACUGCUCAUCAGUAAUCUGUCUCGUUUGUUUAGCAAAAAACAAAAGGAUAAAUUGGACCCUAAUUUAUACUUUCCUGUGAUAUCACGUCGUAUUCGUUAUAGACGUAAUAAAAUAGAAGACGAUGGAAUUUCUCCAUUAGACAGAAAAUAUUCUUUCAACGACGAAAUCUACGAGAAAGACAAUAACAUUGAUAAAAUCUGUACAAAACUUUAACAGUUUAAUUAUAAUCUCAAUAGGUGUUGGACAUUCCGUUCUUAUAAUCGGAGAAAAUUUACGUUUGGAUAAAAAAUCAUACAUAUGACAAGAAAAUCAAAAGUAUAUAUAUGUAUAAUUAUAUAUACAUAUAAUUAUAUAUAUAAUUUUUUCAACAUUAAUUCUUUGAAAUUGCCACAAUUUUCGUGCUAACAAAAUUCCACGAGAGAUUUAAAUGACUGAUACAAAAAUUUGGAAGAAUUAUUAUUAAAAAAAUUUUAUCUAUGACAUUGUAAGCGUAAAAAAAUACACUAUAAUAAUAUUAGCGACUAUAAUUUUUUGCACUAAAGCAUUUUUGUUUUUUAAGAUGUAAUUGAUUUUUAUUUUAAUAUGUAAAGUUAAUAAUUUGUGUUUUGCAACACAAAUUUUGUGUCAUCCAUGCUACAUUUGGCACUGCCAAUUUGUACAGUAUACCAAAGAGAAAUCUCUUGUAGAUAGGAUAAUGUUUGAAAGAGCUAUUAGUGCUUUAUGUAAAAAUUUUGCAGUGAAACAUAUCUACAAUAUGUAUACGUAAUUAGUUCAUUUCCUGAUACUUGUAUAAUUUUUGUAGAUGAAGGGAAUCUACCUCCUAAGAAAUCUUGACAAUAUUUCGCUCUGUAAGGUUAUGAAAAAAACCAACUUGAACAUGUUACAUGUAACAUUUCUAGCUGUAAUAAUUUUUAUAUAAUAAGGAAUCCUAAUGAGUUAUAUGUAUAGUUGUUUCGUUAUAUAAUUUUUUAUAUUUGUUUAAAACAAGUACGGCUGUCUGGUUACUUAAAAAGUUUAUUAUUUUCUAUAGAAUAUUUUAAUUGUGACAGCAGUAUAUGUAUAUUUUGUUCAUGUUCUUUGAAUUUAAGAGAGAACUCGGAUAUAUUUAGAUGUGAAA